UAUUUAGCGCAACAUUUAGUGAUUGCAAGCAAAAAAGAAAAAAAAAAACAGUCGUAUGAUAUAUAAUCGUGACUGGCAUCAUGUACGAGUAAGUGACGUAAUUGGAGCUCAGUCAAUCCGCGUGCUCCUCCAGCGGAGCAAAAACGCGCGCGCCCUAUAUUAAUCCGGUAAAGCGCCGCUGUCCGUUCAGCACCACUGACUGACUGUGAGGAGAGUUGAAGCGCGCGCACUGGAUACUCGACGGGUAAUGCUCUGGAUUUACAAAACAUACCUUAUCUCUUCUUAUUUGGACUGCGACUUGGUGUGAAUUUUUAUGAAACUGACGAGGAAUUAAGAGGACUGCAACAGUGUUCUAUUUGGAAAAAAUACAUUAGUUGAUAGUUAAUGCGCUCACACUAGUUAUUUGACGGCUAAAGCUGUGGAUUUACAACACAAUUAAAGGCGGUAUAUCUCUUUGUUUGUACUGCUGUUUAACUUUUUACCAACGGGCAGCUACGCGUGAUGCGUCAGUGGAAAGGGACAGUUUUCUCUUCAAAACAAUAUAUUCGAAUGUAUUACUAAAUACUUAUUUAUAUAUAUUUAUACUACUUUAGGCGACUUUUCGUCGAGCUAACUGAAGUACGUAAGUUUUAUGCCUUUAAUAACCAAAAAUAUGCUCGCACUCCUCCUGUCACUGCUGCUUAUAUUCGCGUCAGGGAGCGGAAAAGUGGCUCGCGCGACCGCCGCGAAAGGAAACCGCUACGUGUGCACGCCAGUGCCCGCCGGCACCGACCUCAGCUGUCCGACAGACACGAGCAACAGGGUCCAAAGCACGAGCCCGCAGGAAGAACAGUUGCGGAGCACCAUUAUUCAGCUGCGCGAGACCAUCCUCCAACAGAAGGAGACUAUCGUCAGUCAACAGGGAACCAUCAAAGAGCUCAACUCCAAACUCGCGCGCUGCGAGGCUGAUGACAAGUCGCGGGGCAACGCGCGCAGGAAAGAUUUUGGCAAAAACACGAUGGGCGACCUGCCGCGCGACCCCGCCGAGACCGUAGAGCAGCUGGGCAAGACCAUGCAGAGCCUGAAAGACCGACUGGAGAACCUGGAGCAGCAGCUGCGUACUAACACAUCCGGUGGACCGUUUCCCAACGAUCUGAAAGACCUGCUGAGACGUCGCCUGGGUGACCUGGAGAGCCAGCUGUUGACCCGAGUGGCCGAACUGGAGGAGGAAAAGAGCCAGCUUUACAACGAGACCACCGCUCACCGUCAGCGCACAGAAAACACCCUGAAUUCACUGCUGGAGAGGAUCAACGAGCUGGAGAAAAGUAACAGCGCAUUUAAAUCACCAGAGGAUUUUAAGGUGUCUUUGCCCUUGCGCACCAACUACUUGUAUGGCCGCAUAAAGAAGAGUCUGCCGGAGAUGUACGCCUUCACCGUUUGUAUGUGGCUCAAGUCCAGCGCCAGCCCUGGAAUCGGAACACCGUUUUCCUACGGCGUCCCGGGGCAGGCCAAUGAGAUCGUGCUGAUCGAGUGGGGAAACAACCCAAUCGAGCUUCUCGUCAAUGAUAAGGUAGCUCAGUUACCUCUCUCCGUGAGUGACGGGCGCUGGCAUCACAUCUGCAUCACCUGGACAACCAGAGAUGGCUUCUGGGAGGCCUAUCAGGAUGGAGAGCGACUAGGGACCGGAGAGAACUUGGCCCCGUGGCACCCAAUUAAACCUGGAGGAGUCAUUAUACUGGGACAAGAACAGGACAUCGUAGGUGGGAGAUUUGAUGCCACGCAGGCUUUCGUGGGAGAGUUAAGCCACUUCAACAUGUGGGACAGAGUCCUGCGUCCUAUAGACAUCUCCGCUAUGGCCAACUGCUCCACCUACAUGCCUGGCAACGUAGUGCCAUGGGUUGACGGCAACGUGGAGGUAUUUGGCGGUGCCACAAAAUCAGCACUGGAGAUUUGUGAAGAUCGUCUCUUUGAUUCCUAAAAACUUUUCUGUAGAUUUAUAAGCAAGCGCGCUUAUCGAAACCAUGUCCCAAUAUCACGCCGGGAAACUUACAGAGAGACAAAGGCACUCUGAUUUGACAUGGAUUAUUGCAUCCUUUAUUCUGCUAUUUUUUCGCUGUCAGUCUGGACAAUAAAAUGUUUGAAAUGUAUUUAAAAAAAUAAAUAAAAAAUCUGCGCGCACAUUCAAGGUCAGAAUCCAGUAUUGGCUGACACAAAACUGUCUUGUUGAUAUUAAAUAUGCUUUUCUCUGUGUAGCGUCCUUCAAAAACUUCAACAAACUCGUGGCUAUUUUUAAGCACUACAGUAAAGAUGGAUUUUUUCUGUCUAACAUUGAGCUUUUGUCAUAUCGUAGAUGGGGUGAUGCUUUUCAAACCACUUAUCAUGAAGACUGAGCUUUAUAAAACACAUACGAAUGUGCUAGUCUGUAACACCUUAUUCAGACUGAGGUGUGUUUGUCACAGGAGAUUAGUGGAGGAGACAUUUUGUAAAUCUGCUAUAAGUCAAAAUGCUAUAAGUAACCAAAUGUUGGACUACAGCUUCCAGAAGUCCUCAGGAGCUGGACGGACCACAGGUCAGGAAGGUCUUUAGCUGAAGGUUUUCACCUUAUGAAGCUCGUGUUCGAUUAUAAAUAGUUUAUACAAGAUUUUGACAAGCGCAUGACGCUAUGAAAUUAACUGUGAGAAAUCGACAGGGAAUGUUUUUAAAUAAUGUUUUAAUAUACAGCAAAUAUAUACACAUGUAUGUCGUGUUUUUCCAGUAAGCCUUUUAGACCCUUGCACAAUGCACUGAGACUAUUUUUUUAAGGAGAUGAAACAGAAAUAUUGAUGGGCACUAAUGAGGUUGACAGUGUGGGCUCUCAUUGAGAGCAUGAUGACAGGAUGUACAAUUGAUCUGAUCUCUAAAAUCUGAUAAUGCAUGUGGCUGAAUCUCACAAAACACAAACAUGUCUCAAAGCAAGAAAUAAUAGAAAACAAAUCUUGUAACUUUAAUGAAUUAAUUUGAUAUCAUUUUAGUUCCUGUAAAUAUCAUGGUGUGGUACUUCACUACUGCAUUUUUUAAAAUAAAUAUUCGUUUUAUUAUUGGGGUUGAAAUGUGACCUAUAAAUGUUUUCAUGAGAUUCAUCCGUGCGCUUUUCUGAUUUGAUUUGUGUUUGAUCUACUUAUAUGACUUAUUUAAAUGGUAGGAAUGUGUUUAUUUAGAGCAGUGCAAUAUAUGGGACACUUUAUGUAAAUGUGGUCCUCAUCAUUUCUGUGUUUCACGUCUCGCUGCACCAGUGGGCUUGUCGUUUUCACCGUGUCACAUGGAUGUUUUCAUUUCAGCUAUGAUGAAAGUCUGUGUUAAAUUUACAGGUGCAGCGUUCUACAUACAGUAGUAGAUACUGUUCAUGCAUUCGUGUGUUUCCCUCGUUGACACAUGCUUGUACACAGGCUAUUCUUUAUCUGAAUGUAAUGUACUGCUAUUUUGUGUCAAAAAUGGUGGGAUAAAAAUAUCUAUUUUUAUGUUUUAUGUUGCUUUCAAGUCAUGUCAAGAUGAUAAUAUUUUAAGGAUGAGCAGGCAGUAUAUACUGUACCACUGCAUUGUCACAAAUAGCAGUGAGACACUGACUGGUUUCUUGCAGAAAUACUGCUGUGUCUGUAUUUAUAGAGCAAAUUGUUUUACGUUAAAAAAGUAUUAAUAAGUUUUUUUUUUAUGUUUUUUUAUAAAAACUUAAAUGCUUAUUUCUGUUUGGUAGAAUUUUAAAACAUGUUAUUUUCAUUCUUGCCAAAAUUAUUUAAUGCAUUAUCUUGAUUUAAAGUAAAAAAAUUCGAAAAGGGACUUGAAGGCAACAUUUAAAAAAUCUUCUUUAUAAACUGAUUCAGAAUGUAAUGUUUGUCCAAAAAUGAAUGGCCUUUUCUAAGCACCAAUUGUGCUUUCUGGGGUUUUCAAAGUUUUAACCCCUAAUGUAAGUAAGAUCACAACAUGAAUUGAUGAGAGCAAGGAAAAUAAAAGAUGCAGAAAUUGGUUGAUUUGAAAUCUUCAGACAAAGCAACCUGGAUAUGUUGUUCAGCAUGGAAAAUGCUGAAUGUCCUUUU
Messenger RNA from Paramisgurnus dabryanus, 4049 nucleotides. It is a transcript of the gene nptx2a, whose product is annotated as neuronal pentraxin 2a. NCBI's taxonomy places the organism in Eukaryota, Metazoa, Chordata, Actinopteri, Cypriniformes, Cobitidae. The record is from RefSeq and is a predicted model, not a curated record.